CUUCAGUGCAGUGAGGGAGAUAAAGUCAGACUGGAUGAUUACCUCCUGGAGUGGAUGUACACAGUAUUAAAUAUCUGAUGUGGUGAAUUCUCAGAUGAUUGGAAUUUAAUCACCAUGAACAACACACUGCCUCAUUCAAUAUCAGCAAAAUGCAAAAGCAAAAGUAUCAUAACUUUGAGUAUUACCUAUACAGAAUAUUCCACUGUUACAUUACUGUAUUGUAUUAUUAUCUGUAGCCACGGGUCCUGUUGUAGCUGGAGGUGGAGCUCAUUUUAACCACUUUAUAUUCUGUUGGGUAUCUACAGUGAUGCAUCAGAUUUUCCAGGGGAAGACUGUAACUAAGUAUAUCUACUCAAGUACAGAUUGCAGGUAUUUGUUCUUUACUUGAGUAUUUCCUUUUCAUGCUGCUUUAUAUUCCCUCUCCACUAUAGUUGAAAAAUUGUACCUUUUACUUUGGUACAUUUACUAUUUGACAGUUUUAGUUACUAGAUGACAGUUAAAAGUUAAACACACAUGAAUGCCUUAUUAACAAUAAUCAAAUAAUACAAUAUAUAAUAAUUUAUAAUUUUGUAACAUUCACAGGGGUCAUUUUUCUUUAAUUAGCACUUUAACUUUUAGUAGUCUAGGUAAAUUUUGCUUAUGAUACAUACUUUUACUUAAGUGAAACGAAGUGGAGUAAAAGUAUAAAGGAAGAUCUAAUAUAGAUAUAUAAGCACUUAUUUCAGUUACUGCUGAUGGGUAUUUAUCAAUAAAGGCAUGGUCAGGUCUGGGCAAAAUAUCAAUUUACCGAUUUACUGUGGCAACGUUUGGAAGCUAUUUUGUAUAAACAGACAGUGGGGUCCCUGUUAAAUGCUGUAAUAUGGUAGAAUAUGUCUCUACCUGGACCUGAGUCAGCAGGCCGCGAGACGUUUGUGGUUCAUAGUGUCCACCUUGCUCUGUCUCCCUCACACACCCUGUGCGGUGUCCUAGAUGCUGAUCCAGCUGCUGCCCCCGCGCGUAAAUGGAAAGCUUUUACGCACCGCGCUCGUGUUCGGUUCAAAAGAGGUUUAAUUGUUGGUUUUUUUCUGCAUUGUCACACGCCUCGCCUGGUGCAUAAGUAGGCUUCAGACACUGGGGAUGUGCCGUGGAGAUGUAAGGGAUGCGGUAAUACCUCACUACAUAAUACGGGGGGGGUAAAAAGCAAGGCGUGCGCCUGGACGCUCACCGCCAACUAAACGCGAGAGGGACUCGCACAUCAAUAACAUCUCGCUCAUCAAUAAGAAAUCUUGAUGGAGUUAGACUGCUUAAUUAAAUAGGUAGCCGUGAAGGUAUUGGGCUCUCUGAAUUUAGAACAUUUAAUCUGAUGACCCCCAAAGGAGAACAUCUGAAGGAAGACUCUUCAGCAUCCCCAUCCACAGGAAAGCGGCUCGGUCAGACAAGAGAAUUAGACUUGGGAGAUAUCUUAAUUUUCAACGAUGGCUAUCAACACUGAUGCUGCCUUUGGGAAAAGCGCCCUCGGCGAGAGGGAAGUUUCAAAUCUCACCGACUUCCAGGACACGGAGAAGCUGCUGAGCACCGCGACCACCGAGCCCACCGGGCAGAGCAACAUCAAACCGUCCGACUCUUUCUGCCUCAACAUCAGGGGGAGCGUCCGGUCCCUGGACGCGGACCAGAACGGACACAGAUCGCCGCUGAAGUCGGGCUCCAUCGGGCAGCUCGCGACCCCACCCAAAUCCUCGUCCCGGCUCAGCCUGGGCCCGGUGCCCUCCCCGGUGCCGCCCGGGUCCGCGCCCCCGACUUACCUCUGGCUCGCCGUGCUGUCCUGUUUCUGCCCGGCUGUGCCGCUCAACAUAUGCGCCCUGUGGUACGCACAUGUGUCGAAGUCUGUCCUCCAUACAGGAGAUAUUGACGGAGCAAGGAAAUAUGGGCGUCUGUCUAUGCUGCUCAGCUGUCUGGCAAUACUGCUGGGUGUGGCUGUCAUCAUCUUCAUAGUUUUUACAAUAGAGAUCCAGAAGUGAGCUGUGGGAUGGGAAGGAGUCACACUACAGUCUCCUUUAACUUCAUCUGAUCUCAAAUUUGCACAGAAGAGAGGGGAGGAGGAGGAUGAAGGGAGGGAUGUCAUUUUGAAGACAAAAAAAAAGCACAAAGUCUGAAUUGAAAGCAAGCCGAAGAGACUCUAACGUACAACUUGUUGCUUUAUCCACUAUGGACAAAAAGAAAGAAAAAGGACAGAAGUCGCAGGCCAUUUGUCUUUUUCUGGCAACACUCACGUCCAUCAACCCUGCAAACUCAGGAACAAAGGAAAGGGAGAGGAAGGCUGUGCACGGCUACUGUGUCAGAUCAUCAGACAGCACCUUCUGGGAGAAAGCAUAACUACUCAUUGUCCAAACUAGUGGUGCACUGAAGUACACAUCUCCCCUGCCUGACACACAGACAAUUGGAUGACUCUACAUUUUGAUUUAAAAAAUUCACAUGGCAUCAUUAGAUGAGAGGAUGUCCUAGAGACCAAAGAAGAUACCAAACACAAUCUCCAUCAAAACACACACAAUAAGAUUUGAACACAAUGUGAGGACCCAGCUAAAUCUACCAAAAACGAAAAGCAUCAGUGCACCUCUGGUCUGUAAUGCAGCCACUGCCUGCCCUGUUUCUCUUUAAAUUUGCAACUUAUUAGGGACUGACUCUUCUUUCUGUUCAGCACAGGAUUGAUGUGGCUGUGGGAAGGUGCAUAACCUGAUUUCAUACAUCAAGUUUAAACCUCCUGUACAUUUAUCCCAACAACACCCUAACCGCAGUCAUAGUGUGAUAUCUUGCUUGGCGUGCUACUAUGAUAAACUGAACCGAUUCCUGUUUGGACUCUGAACUGAACUGCCUGGAUCUCUACACCUCAUUAUGUUUACAAUAUACUGCAAGAUAUUGAAUGGGGUUGUUCUCCCUGUAUGCAC
Lates calcarifer (barramundi perch) is the source of this 2921-nucleotide messenger RNA. RefSeq names its product trafficking regulator of GLUT4 1. The record is from RefSeq and is a predicted model, not a curated record. The transcript has 3 exons. NCBI's taxonomy places the organism in Eukaryota, Metazoa, Chordata, Actinopteri, Centropomidae. Bases 1455 to 1997 code for a protein of 180 amino acids. Gene Ontology annotation, cellular component: membrane.